Messenger RNA from Drosophila eugracilis, 1293 nucleotides. It is a transcript of the gene Oli, whose product is annotated as class E basic helix-loop-helix protein 22. The record is from RefSeq and is a predicted model, not a curated record. The transcript is spliced from 3 exons. Gene Ontology annotation, molecular function: protein dimerization activity. Bases 314 to 1012 code for a protein of 232 amino acids. Lineage: Eukaryota; Metazoa; Arthropoda; Insecta; Diptera; Drosophilidae.
CACCAAACGACGACGGUGGCGUUGGUGGCAAAAAAUUUAUAAUCGACAGAGAUGCUAGAGUGAAAGAGACAAAGCAAAUGCGAGAGAGAGAGAGAGAGAGAGUGCGAACAGAGAAAAAUCGGAAAAUCGUUAUGCGACUACUAUAACCCACCACAAAAUCGCGGUCGCCUCUGUUGUUGCCGGGCACCUCACACUCGCGCAUCGAAUCCGAUUGCGAUUGCGAUUCCAGGAUCUGAAUCCUCUGACAUAGCAGCCGCAUUUUAAUUUUUUUCCUGGUUUGUGAGCUGCAAAAAUUCAACGAAAAUAAAUAAAUAUGGACCCUUCGAAUCUGGCCUUUGGUUUCCCCGGUCUGCCCAACCAUGGACACAUGCCAAUACCACCCACCGCCAAUAUGCUGGGGGGCCAGCAUCCUGCACCCACCGCCAGUCCGCCACAAAGCGUUCCCGGCCGUCGGACGCCACUUGGAUCGGUAGGUCUGGGUGGUUUCUAUGCCCAAGGCAUGGGCAUGUCCCAGCAGCCACCGACGGAUGAGAAUAAACCAGGACCUAGUGCACCGGAAAAACCACUUAGUCCCACGGCCGCUGCCAUUGCAGCGAUUGCCAUCAGUGGUGGCACUACCACGGUGGCUGUGUCUAGUGGUGGCGCUAGUGGAAGUGGUUCCAACAAUGGCAAGCAGAAGAAUCGCCAAGGAAAGACUGUUAGGCUGAAUAUUAAUGCCCGAGAACGUCGUAGGAUGCACGAUUUAAAUGAUGCCCUGGAUGAGCUGAGGAGUGUGAUUCCCUAUGCCCAUUCCCCAUCAGUUCGGAAGCUAUCGAAAAUAGCCACCUUAUUGUUGGCCAAGAACUACAUUCUUAUGCAGCAAAAUGCUCUGGAAGAGUUAAGAAGACUACUGGCCUAUAUACAAAGUACCACGGGAGCUGCACCCUUGGAUUUGGGUGCUUUCCCAGCGGCUGCCAAACUGCAGGCCCUUCUCCAAGGACCCCACAACGAACCGCCCUCCAGCAGCAGUUAAAUAAGAGUCUGAGCCACUACCACGGUUCUCCUGAUAAGCAAUCCAUAAAAAAGCAAUAUUUUUAAGUCAAUUGGAGGAAGAUGCCAAAUAUUUGUGUACUAGUCAGGCGAAAGGAGGUUGAUAAAGAGCCUCUUAUCAGAGCAGCCAAGUGAAAAUCUGUUAAGUGAUAUUUAUUUUUGUCAUAAGCAUUUCUUAUUUGUGCAUUUACAUAAUGUCAACCACUAUAUGUAAGAUGAUGUAUUAAUAAAUAAAGUAUUAUUAAAGUAGAAAGAAGAAAAAGA